Messenger RNA from Rhipicephalus microplus (southern cattle tick), 606 nucleotides. RefSeq names its product PCNA-associated factor. Gene Ontology annotation, molecular function: chromatin binding. The record is from RefSeq and is a predicted model, not a curated record. Lineage: Eukaryota; Metazoa; Arthropoda; Arachnida; Ixodida; Ixodidae. Gene Ontology annotation, cellular component: nucleus. Gene Ontology annotation, biological process: regulation of cell cycle; translesion synthesis.
AUACGCACGCAAAUUUGCGCGCCACACUCGUCCCUGAUGUGCUGCGCGGCCGUAGUGUACGAGCGAUUGCGGUUAGGAUAGAGUUCGGCGUUUUUAGAGAAAGGGUUUUGUCACUCGCAAGCAUUACCGAGAGUUUUUUCUAUUAUUUUAAGAAAUCAACGCAACAUGGUGCGAACGAAGGCAGAUGGUGCCAGCCGAGCCGUUGGUGCGAAGGCCUUCAGGAAAAGCAUGAGCAAUCCCGGAGGUGCCUCCAGUUCGAGCUCGUCCAGGUCUCGCAAGACGAAAGGAGGCAAGUAUGCAGGUCGAAACUCCUACUGCCCCCAGCCAACCCCACCCUGGCAGAAAGAAAUUUCCGGGUUCCUCGUAACGGCAAGGCCACCCGAAGACGAACAUAAGCCUCAGCCAUCCGAAGCGGCGUCUAGUUCUGAUGCAUCCGACAGCGGUGCAUGUGGCAGCUCGUCUUCCUAGUCACUGGCAGUUGCACUGCAGUUUUUACUCUCUCAUUUACAUAGACUUCCCUGGAGUCAUUUUGAAGGUUUUAUAUAUAUAUGUAUGCUUUGCAAUCCGAUGUGAAUAAAGAGACCCCUUGUGGUAUUUGCAACAUUC